AUGACCAGCAACAUAGCGAACCUUCUUUUCAAGCGAAUAUUUAUCCUAGUUUACACUUGUACUGUUUGGGCGGCCUGCUUUACUCCUCCGCCCAGGCAUCGACGACAAAAACCCACCGCCCCUUUUCAAUUAGUCUCAUCCGAUGAUGAUAUAUCCAGUUCAGAGAUGUACUUCCGAGAUAAGCCCAAUACUAGAUCAACUAAGCCACAAUCACAUGUCCCGGACUAUUUUCUUUCAGAUGAGUCUUUGGCAUCUAAACGCGACUCAUUUAGCAUGGACUCUGACUCUGCUCUGAAGACUUUACCCAUUAAUAAGCCACUAUACCCUCCAGUACCGACCCAGCCGACUCAAUUUAGGCCGAUAGUAAGGCCCAAAACAAAUCGUAAUAUUCGUCCACUGACAGUCGCCCAACGAAGAGUCAAACGUAGUGCAUCCGAUCCGCAGGGCAUUCGUCCAAUAGCAACACCAACCCCACCGGACCAUAUCCAGCCCUAUUGGCUCGGUGCAAACACUAUGAACCUAAAACCCCGCUUGCAAGAUCUUGCCUACUUUAGCCGACUCUUUCUGCGCAUCCAGAUGCUUUACAUUAAAGAGAUCCGCGUGGAGGGCGAGAACAAAUGCCUGCUACCAUUGGAAAAGGAGUUGCUCAUUGUUAUACUGGCGAAAAUCAAUGCAGAUCUUCUGCACUUGGACCGGAUUGUCAUGGAUUGCCAAACAAAAACCCACGAAUCUAAGAUGCUCUUCUGGCCGUUAGAAAAACGGAUUCCUCUCCAAAUUCGGGGUCUUAUGAUUUCAAACUGCCGCCUAAAAUAUAUCUACGCUCUCUUUGCUGUCUUUUCGAUUGGACAGCUGGAGAAGCUCAUUAUUAUUGACUCGCAUAUCUCUAGUGACAUCAAUCUGCUAUUUCCUUGUAUAAGCUGGAGUUGUUUAGCCAAAGAGAUAACAAUUAUCAAUCCAAAGAAACUAGCUCUACUGGACUUCAGCCGCUUUCAUCGACCACAGAUAGACCACUUGCAGCUACUAAACCUUCAAAUCUCACCGGGCUUACUUCCCUCCUUUAUCCUGACUGGAGCUAAGAUCGGAACAAUUAAGCAACUUAGACUGACCUAUGCCGUUCUUGUCCAUCUAAUCAAAAAAGAUGGCUCGGCUAGUCUUUUCUAUAAUGUCACCCUUCUGAUUAUCACCGAUGUAACUCUGCAAGUCCUUAACCAAAUCAAGCGUCUUAGGCCAAAAGACCUUCCUAUGCUUAUCCAAAGUCAUGAGCAAAAGCCAGUCCACAAGCUGCAAUUAAGAAUGCACCCCAACAUCAAGUACUGCCAAAGCAACGGUCUAGCAGAGGUAUCUAAAUCCAUCAACAAGCAUCUCAUUCCAGCCCCAUUUAUCAACAUUUGCUACUCAAAGGCCGCCAACCGUCAUGGACGCCAUUUAGUUAUCCACCUAGGCCCUAAUCGCCUUCCAAAGCAGCUAGUCACCACUGAACCUAUCAAGCCAACUGACUAUGCUAAAGCCAAGCUGUACCAUCCAACUCCCAUUACUAUUAACAUUGAGUUUAUUGAUCCUACGCUCUAA
This is a messenger RNA of Nematocida homosporus, 1569 nucleotides long. RefSeq lists its product as uncharacterized. The transcript has a single exon. Lineage: Eukaryota; Fungi; Microsporidia. Bases 1 to 1569 code for a protein of 522 amino acids. The record is from RefSeq and is a predicted model, not a curated record.